This is a messenger RNA of Strongylus vulgaris, 426 nucleotides long. Lineage: Eukaryota; Metazoa; Nematoda; Chromadorea; Rhabditida; Strongylidae. The record is from the annotation of a GenBank genome assembly.
AUGGAUUUUGAUAAACGCCUUCAGUGCAAUGAUCGUAUUGGCUGUUGUGUCAUUCUCUAUGCUGCUUCUAGCGUUAUGGGAUUGCAGAAAAAUUGUGCAACUUUGGCUGCACAUGUCGUGCCUGCUUAUUUUAUUUGCUGUAUCAGGAGCGAUUUACUGAAGAGUCUGUAUAUAAGUGAAGAUAAAAUAUUAUAUGAGUGGCUACCCGCACUUGUAACAGCAUACGGAGGUUUUGGAUGUAUAGUAAGUGCUCUGUCAUUCUUUUCGCCACUUUUGUUGGCAUUCUUUUAUCAUGGUGCUCCGUUACUCCUUCAUCAAUUCUUCGUCUUGUCAAAUUGCAGUCUUGUCUCGUUAUUUUACCUUCGCUCUUUUCCCGGUCAUACGGCAUGGUUUGUAUUGUGGUGCGUGGCUCUUUGGGGUAAGUAA